This is a messenger RNA of Hydra vulgaris (swiftwater hydra), 2259 nucleotides long. NCBI's taxonomy places the organism in Eukaryota, Metazoa, Cnidaria, Hydrozoa, Anthoathecata, Hydridae. The record is from RefSeq and is a predicted model, not a curated record.
AUGAAUCAAGACCUUCAAAAAGGUUUAAAAACAGAAAAUAUCGAUUAUUUAACAUGUUGGUAUACAAAUGCGACCUCUUUAAAUAAUAAAUUUGACGAAUUCAUUGAUGAUAUAUCCAGAUUUAGAGCUCAAGUUAUAUUUGCUUGUGAGACUUGGUGGUCAGCAAUGUCUACUACUAAUAUUCCUGGUUAUAAUCUGUUUAGAAAAGAUUGUCAAUUUAGUCGUGGUGGUGGUUGGAACGAUGAAAGUUUUAGUGAAAUUAUAAAUGACAGUGACACAACAGCAACUAUGUUUAUUGAGUUGUUACAUGACUGUUACCUGCACCAAAAUGUUAUCAGUCCUAGUUUUCAAGUAAAGUUUGGUAUUGAUACUAACAUUUUAGACGUCAUUUUGACUGACAAUAGCAACAGAGUUUAUUUUCUUGAACAUUUUCCACCGUUAGGUGGUAUCGAUCAUGGUCAUCAUAUUUUGAAAUUUCGAUUUGGACUAAGUGUUAAUGAAUGUUACGAAAAAUGGCUAAGAAAAUAUGAAAUAGGAUGUGAAAAAUAUAUCCCAACGCUAAAUUUAGAUAAAAACUCUUUUCAACUAAAAAAUAACUCACUAUGGAUGACAACUGAACUUAAAAGCAUGUGUAAAGAAAAGAAAAAAUGUUGGUUUAGAAACAGAAAUUCAGAUAUAAAAAAACUUGUCAAGAAAAGUAUUCGCAAUUUUGAAAAAAACUUAGCACUUAAUUCAAAAAGCAAUCCUAAAAGUGUCUAUGCUUAUAUAAACAACAAAACAAGAUUUAAAGACUCGAUCAAAGCCAUAAAGCUACAUAAUGGUAUUAUAACUACUGAUAAUCAAGAGAUAGUAAACACUCUUAAUGAAUUCUUUGCUUCUGUGUUUAUACAAGAUGACUCACCAGAAGAAGUUUUAGAUGACAUUCUUUUAACAAAAUGUUCUGAUCCAGAUUUUAGUAUUUCUCUUAUUCAGAAACAUUUGAGUAAUUUAAACAUGUACAAAUCAGUAGGUCCAGAUAAUGUUCACCCAAAAGUUUUAAAGGAAUGUUCAGAAUCUUUGUCAAGUUCUUUAGCAAUAAUAUUUGUUAAAUCGUUUAUUACAGGAUCUAUUCAAAAGUUAUGGUCAUGUGCAAACGUUGUUCCGUUAUUUAAAAAAGGAAAUAAACUAGAUCCAACAAAUUAUAGACCAGUUUCAUUAACAUCAAUUGUUGGUAAAGUUAUGGAGAGAAUUAUUAAAGAUCAUAUGAUGGCGUAUGAAGAGGAUAUUUCUGUUGAUGUUUUAUUUUUGGAUUUUAAAAAAGCAUUUGAUUCAGUCUCUCACACGAAAUUACUGAAAAAAUUAUUCAGACUAGGAUUUGAAUCAUCUUUGUUAAAUUGGUGUAAAUCAUUUUUGUCAGACCGAACACAGAGGGUUGUGAUAGGGAAAUAUAUUUCAAGUUGGAAGAUGGUUACAAGUGGAGUACCACAAGGUUCAGUACUCAGACCUCUUUUGUUUGUAAUCUUCAUUAAUGACUUAAGUAGAGGGAUUAUUAAAGACACUAAAUUAUAUGCAGACGAUACCAAAGUUAUUUCAAUCAAUCAUUGUUAUGAUGAUAAUAAAAUAUUACAAGAGGAUAUUAACAGAUAUGAAUAUAAAUUGAACAACUCUGUUUUAACAGAAACAAUGAUAGAAAAUGAUCUUGGGAUUUUCAUUUCAAAUAAUCUAGAGUGGAAAUAUCAUGUUAAUUCAGCUAUAGGUAAAGCAAACAGAAAAUUAGGCAUGAUCAAAAACUCUUUUGAGUAUUUGGAUGAACUUUCAUUAAAGUUACUAUACAAAUCGUUAGUACGUCCCCAUUUGGAAUAUGGAGCAACAGUUUGGAGUCCAUUUUGGAAAAAGGACAUUGACAAUCUUGAAAUCGUGCAACACAGGGCUACGAGAAUUGAAUCUUUAAGGGGGAUGUCGUACGAAGAAAGAUUAAAGAUACUUGAAUUGCCAACUUUGUUUGAUAGAAGAAGAAGAGGUGAUCUGAUUCAAAUGUAUAAGAUCUCAAAAGGAAAAGAUAUUGUUAAUUUUCACCAUCCUCCUUUAAAUUUUGAGCUGGAGCGAUCUAGUAGAAGUAACAAUUGUAGAAUACGCAGACAAUUUACAAAAUCAAGAAUUCGUCACCAUUUCUUUACAAACAGAGUUAUAAAUGAUUGGAAUUCUCUUCCACAAUGGAUAUUAGAUAAAGAUAAUUUGAACAUUUUUAAAAACAGUAUCGAUAAUUAUUUCGGUUUCUGA